AUGUAUGACGACUCAUCAUGUCCGGAGUCUUGGCAUUACUGGGGAAUCUCAUGCUACAUGAUCACUGGGACGAAAUUUACCUGGGCAGAUGCUAAAGAAGAGUGUAUAAGCAUGGGUGGCGUUCUGGCAGUACCAAGCUCUGAUCAAGAACACGAUGUUAUUGUAAACUUGAUGCUAGAGAAUACCAAUGUGUUGAUCGACUGUAAUGAUCUACAGGUGGAGCGGAGUUGGAAGUGUGGAGAGGGUAACGUAGAGGUCGCUUACAGAAACUGGCGUUCCGGAGAACCGAAUAACGCAGGCGAAGGUGAAGAUUGUGCAACCAUGUCUACAUCUUGGGGAACUAAGGGUCAAUGGAUUGAUAGGAGGAGGGGAUGUGGAAGGGCAGAGAGGGUAACGUUGAGGUCGCUUACAGAAACUGGCGCACCGGAGAACCGAAUAACUGGCAAGAUGAAGAUUGUGUGGUCUUGUCUAUGGGUUUGGGUGCAGAUAAGCGCCAAUGGGUUGAUGGGAGUUGCAGUAAUUCAAAACUGGUUUGAUGGAGAACCGGAUAACGAAGGCGUAGGUGAAGAUUGUGCGGUCUUGGAUCCAUAA
This is a messenger RNA of Asterias rubens (European starfish), 591 nucleotides long. RefSeq names its product lactose-binding lectin l-2-like. The transcript is spliced from 3 exons. The record is from RefSeq and is a predicted model, not a curated record. Lineage: Eukaryota; Metazoa; Echinodermata; Asteroidea; Forcipulatida; Asteriidae. The coding region runs from base 1 to 591 and encodes 196 amino acids.